GGGGGGGGGGGUCGCAUCCGAAGCGCGACCACCAGCCCGGCCCCCCCGGCUUGGUUCUACGGGCUCUUGCGGGAGGCCCGGGGAUCCGGGAGCCAAGCUGCCGACAAUCGUGGAUGAAAAAGGAUGACAGUGAAGUUGGGUGACGCCGGCAGCGGGGAGGAAGGGCUCAAGAAGCUGGGCAAGCGAACGGCCGAUGAGGAGUCGCUGGACGGAGAAGGGCCGGGCGGCGCGGACGCGGCCGAGGACGGCAGCAGCACAAAGAGGGACGGGCCGACCCCGCGGGCCGCCGGGGCUCCCGCUCCGCCGGGAGGGCCGCCCGCGCCGUCCCCGCCGCAGGGCAGUCCCCAGGACCAGCACCACUUCCUCAGGUCCAGCGUGCGGCCGCAGAGCAAGAGACCCAGGAAGGACGCACCCUGCGCCCUGAGCAACGGUGGCAGCAGCAGCUCUGGGCCCCGCGGAAAAGGAGCUGACAGCGGCGCGUCAUCAUCUGGAAAUGUGUCUGCUGUUGCUCCUGCCAACCCUGCAGGAGGCUCGCGUUCCUCCUCCCGGAACUUAGGGUCUUCAGGUGGUGAGAAGGAAGAAGGCAAGAAGGUCCGCCGGCAGUGGGAGUCCUGGAGCACAGAGGACAAGAACACCUUCUUUGAGGGGCUCUAUGAGCAUGGGAAAGAUUUUGAAGCAAUUCAGAACAACAUCGCUCUGAAGUACAAGAAGAAGGGCAAGCCUGCGAGCAUGGUGAAGAACAAAGAGCAGGUCCGGCAUUUCUACUACCGCACCUGGCACAAGAUUACCAAGUAUAUCGACUUCGACAAUGUGUUCUCUCGAGGGCUGAAGAAAUCAUCCCAGGAGCUGUACGGCCUCAUCUGCUAUGGCGAGCUACGCAAGAAGAUCGGGGGCUGUAUGGAUGACAAGAAUGCAACAAAGCUGAAUGAACUCAUCCAGGCUGGGGCCACCACAGUACGUUACAAAGGGAGAAACCUGCGGAUCAAAGCACCCAUGUGCCGGGCGUUGAAGAAGCUUUGCGAUCCAGAUGGCCUGAGUGAUGAAGAGGAUCAGAAGCCAGUGCGUCUGCCCCUGAAAGUCCCCGUAGAGCUGCAACCUCGGAACAACCACGCAUGGGCCCGAGUACAGAGCUUGGCCCAGAAUCCACGCCUCAGGAUGAUUGUGGAGCUGCAUCGAAAAGUCUCCAGCCUUAUUGAGUUCUUGAAGCAGAAGUGGGCCCUCCAUGAAGUGCGAAUUCGGAAGACACUUGAAGAGAGGCAGUUGCAGGGCUCAAGCACAGCGCAGACACAGGAGAAGGUGGCGUUGCAUCUGUUUCCAAGCGAGAACUGCACACUGACGCCGCUGCCAGGUGUGGCCCGUGUGGUGCACUCCAAAGCCUUUUGCACCGUGCACUGGCAGGAGGGUGGCCGGUGCAAGCAGAGCGUCAAGGACAACCACUCACUGCCUCCAGCCCAGAUCCUGGGCAUCCAGAGUGGGCAAGGCACAGCCCGGGGCCAAGUAAAGUGCCUGAGGGCUGGCACCGAGGGCAAGAAUGGGGGGCGCCCCCCACCCACUGCUGAUGCAUCACAGAGCUCUGGAGAGAGUUCCCCUGAGAGUGCCACUGGAGAGGGGACAGCCCCAAGUCUGAGCAGUCCAGAUGCUCCUGACAGGCCUCCCCACAUGCACCAGGACUCGGGGCCACGUCUUGAGAAGACCCCUACCGCGACCUCUGCAGAAGACACGGACAGUCCCUCCCAGGAAGCGGGGGCCUUGCCAUGUGCCUGCAGCCAGCCUCCAGACCUGGAGGACGACCUCUCGCUCCUUGACCCCUUUCCCCGAUACCUUAAGUCCUGUCAGGACCUUAUCAUCCCGGAGCAGUGCCACUGUGCAGACACACGCCCUGGGAGAGAACACCCUCCUGGGAGGGCAGUCUCUCCAGAGACCCUCACCCCCAGCGGCAGAGAGACCAUUGACUUUGGCCCCUCUGGUCCAGACUCUCUGUCCAGCCCCAGGCUCCCACUGGAUGUUUGUAGUAAAGACCUGGCAGGUACACCUGCAGAAGAACCCUUAGAGAAGGGGAACCCUUCAGAACCUCUGCUGCCUCAGGGACAGCCUGCUGUUCGGCCUCCAAAGGAGGUCCCUGCAAGCCGACAGGCCCAGCAGCUACGUGAAGAAGGUUGGAGCCUGCAGAGCUCUGAGAGCCUCACUCUGGCCGAAGUCUACCUCAUGAUGGGCAAGCCUAGUAAGCUCCAGCUGGAGUAUGACUGGCUGGCUGUGCUGGGCCCUGAGAGCCAGGCACCUGCAGGGCAGGACCAGGCCACCCAUCCCCGUUCCCCACCCUCCAGCCUCCACCAGCAGCGCCUCCUCAACUGUCUCCUGAGGCUUAUUUCCACUGAGGUCCACGCGAAGUUGGCUCUGGAAGCAAACACAGCAUCCUCAGCCUCAGUGAGGCCCAUCCAGGAGGAGCAGUCCACGACACCUCCAGGAAAGGUGGUGACCAUCAGCUCUCGGAGCCCUCGCUGCCCUCGCAACCAAGCUGCCCUCCGUGGCAACAAGACCUUCCCACCUGGCUCUGUACCUUGUUCUCCAGGUUUGAGAAACCCCCCGAGGCCCCUUUUGGUGGCUGCUCCCUCCAGCACAGGAAGUGGUGACUCAGAUGGUGGCCUCUUUGCUGUCCCAACAACUUUGCCACCCAACAGCAGACAUGGGAAGCUCUUUUCUCCCAGUAAGGAAGCGGAGCUGACUUUCCGACAGCACUUGGAUUCUAUCAGUAUGCAGUCGGACUUUUUCUCACCAAAGCCCAAAAAGUUGCGGAAACGGCACCUGCGCAAGCCUCUGGUGGUCCAGAGAACACUACUCCCUAGACCGUCUGAAAACCAGUCCCACAAUGUGUGCUCCUUCUCCAUCUUGUCUAACUCUCCCAUAGCUGGAAGAGGCUGGUUCCGGCCCAUCCAGUCUUCGUUGACCAAAGCAGCUCUGUCUCGACCAAUUGUACCCAAGGUCCUCCCGUCCCAGACCACCAGUCACCUGGCCAGUGCCAUCGACUUAGCAGCUCAAAGUGCUGGUAUCAUUCCUGGAAGUCCCUUGCCAGUUUUGGACACGGAUAGCUCAUCUGGCAUCUCUCCACUGUCUUCAGAAGAGGCGACUACUUUGGGCUCCUCUGGCAUCUCUCCAUUGGCUUCAGAGGAGGUAACUACCAUCUCUGGGCAAGAUGCCACUGGACCCCACCAAAAUGGAGACCCCAUACCUGUUGUAGGGGGCACAAGUGACCCAUUUAUCAGCAUGCCACCAAGAGCAGAGCAGGAGCCAGUAGCAGAUAAUUUUCAGGGGUCAUCUGUGCUCUCCUUACCCGAGCCCCCCAAACCACCUCUCCAAAAUGGCCUUUCGACACCUUUACCCUCAUCAGAGAGCUCCAGCACCCGGCUGUCCCCACCCAAUGUUUCCGCACUGCUGGACAUAUCCCUGCCUGGCCCACCUGAAGAUGUGCUCUCACAAGGAGAACCUGCCACGCAGAUCAGUGACUCCAUCAUUGAGAUUGCCAUUAGCUCUGGCCAAUACAGUGAAGGAGUCCCUCUUUCUCCAGCAAAACUGAAUGGCAGCGACAGCUCCAAGAGUCUUCCCUCUCCAUCCAGCAGCCCCCAGCCCAACUGGAUUGCCUCUCCCACUCAUGACCCCCAGUGGUAUCCCAGUGACUCCACAGACUCUUCGCUGAGCAGUUUAUUUGCCAGCUUCAUCUCCCCAGAGAAGAGCCGGAAGAUGUUGCCAACUACUGUUGGGGCCAACAGUGGCACUUCCUUGCUUGGCCCCAGCUUGUUGGAUGGAAACUCGCGGGACUCUUUUGUGUCCAGGUCCCUGGCUGAUGUUGCAGAAGUUGUGGAUUCCCAGCUGGUGUGCAUGAUGAAUGAGAACAGCAUCGACUACAUAUCUCGAUUCAAUGACCUGGCCCAGGAGCUUUCCAUCAGUGAGCCUGGCCGCCGGGAAGUUCUGUUCGACGGUGGUGGUGGCCCCCCUGUUGGUGACCUGUCCCAGUGACCGUUCUUCAUGAUGAAGGCAUCCUGGAAACUACAGAGGGCUAUGGGGUGGGGUCCCGAACCCCUCUUCAAAGUAGAGCAAGACAAGCCCAGUCUCCAGAUGCAGCAGUGAGCAGGGCAUCUCUGCCAGGCAGAAUGUGCAGUCCCUGUGCAUGACUGGUCACAGGGCCUUCACCUCCCAGGAGCCCGGGAGAGACUCUUAGAUUGCUGUGAUGCCGAGUCCUUCCUUGCUGUGCCGGCCUGCAUGGCACUGCACCUGUGCAUUCACGUGGUAGGCCUUCCACAGGGUCUCCUUCCUGCAGAAGACAGGUCUGGCAGUUGUUGCUUCCUGUGUGCAGGGAGGCCACGGCCACUGCCGCUGUCUUUGUGAUGCCCCCCAACUCCAUCUGCUCUGUCUGUGACGAUGUUCCUGCCUGGUGGCAUCUACAGUCGAGUCUGAACACUUUCCUGGACGACCUGUCCAUGAGGCACAGAAGGUUCCAGGGCAGUGUAACCAGUGCCAUCUCUCCUAACCCUCACCUAGUGCUUCCCCCAUGCAGAGGUUGUGUUCUGACUGGCAUGUAAGGGGGAAAGAAAUCAUGUCUUACACAGGUUGCAUGGACAUUUUAUGCUCUGCAAAGCUGGUGGGUUUUUGUGUUUUAAGAAGUCAAGACACGGAAAAGGAAAAGCAAGGCUCCUGCUUUGCUGGCUUCCUCCUGUCUUGCUGCCCUUUCUUCUAGGUGACCUGAGACAUUGCUUUUGUCUGCUGGGCUAACCCCAACCACUGCUUUGGCCACAGAUAGGGCUUCCCAGUGAUGUUCUUGACUUUUUUACAUGUUACAGCUAAUGUCCGAGACAGACCUGCCUUCACAAGGAAGGCUUCCUCUUCAGAGCCUGCUCUCCCUAUAUUAGCACCCCCCAACUAGCCAUGCCUGGUUAGUCCCUUGAAAAUAUUUUGCCCUGGGCUGCCUGUCGUCUUCUUCCUGGACCCAAGUAGGGCUCAAGUAUCAGGAUGUGGGGAAGGACACACCCAUUUUGUGGCCUUCUGGUGGCUCCCGGCUGGAGCCACAGUGCCCAGCAGUCACAACCACGGGUGUUCCAUUUUCCCAGAAUGCUGCACGUGAGGGCUUGUUCCACCUCCUUUGACCUCAGCUGGUCCAAGCAUAGUCACCUGCCAGGAGCCCUGCUGUGGUGCCAGGCCAGCGGGUGACAUUUGCAUCAUCCUUCCACUGUGCACUUCCACCUAGCAGGUAGUACUGGCCUGUUAUUUCUGACCCCUGAAUAUGGUGUCGUCUUUGCUUUCCACUUCUCUGCUCCUACUUGCACAGUAAACUAUAUAGCCAGCCCUGGCCUUCCACUGGCUUCUCCCAUUUUUCAGUGCAGAAGUGGCCGGAAAGGCCUCUGGUGAGACACUGGACCUCCUUGUCUCAGUGGCUGCUGCAAACCCUACAGAUUGAAGGCUCCAGCAGAGGAGUGGAUAGGAUGGUGGCUCUGGGUACCAGCAUCCUGGCACUGUUGCCUUUAAGGAAGCUUUAGUCCCAGAUCCUGACACAGUCUGAGCACAGACCCUGGGGACUGGCAAAAGUCCCAAAGCUCCGGAGGGAUGAAAAGAGUAGCACAUAUUGCUGUCGGGAUAGACUGCAGUGUGGGAGCCAGGGUGUGUCCACCCCGCUCACACUUUGAGUCUUGCGGUGCUGAGCUGAAGAUAAUGCAGAUCGUGGGUGUGCAACAGGUUAGGACACCAGGCUGAGCGUGGGCCAUGGGUAACUGCCUUCCAGGGUCAGGAAGGGAGGCCUGCAACAGUAAGCAUGGAUGCUUGCCACAUCCUGUGGCCUUGUACACCAUGCCUGACAGUCAGCUGAUGUCUAUCAGGUGACACCUUUUGGCAUCCAUUACCCUAUGACCUCUGAAAGGAACUGAACUAUGGAGAUCUGGGUUCUUGGUAUGUCAACACCCCGCCCCCUGCAGACUGCUCCAGGGAGCACAGAGUGCAGUCAUUGUCACCCAGCAGCAGGCAGAUCAGGGGAUAGUGGACUGACUCAUCUCUCGGAGUGAAGCUGACAGGAUUCCAGAGGAUUCCUCAACUCCUCUAACAGACAGAUGCUACACAGUUGUUCACCACGUUAAGAGCCGAGUUGGUGGAUGCCACCCCUCUCGGCUUAAUCAAACAUGCAGAAGCAGGAAACUAAUUUCAGAAGACCCACCAUCAAAGCCUCCCAGACCGUGUGUCUUCCUUUGCCUUUCUAGUGCAGCUGUAACAUCUCUUGUGCCUGUGGCCUUCCUUCAUGCGUGGAAGCCUGGUGUGAUUGUGUUGAGAUCAGCUUCUUAGAAAAAAACCUUUCCUAAUCCCUUCAGUCUUUUUGCUGAUUCAUCUUUUCAAGAGAUUGGUGCUUGGCCUGCAUUCUUGAUUGUGAACUUGCAGUGAGAGCAUUCCAUCCUGUGGAAGGCACUCAAGGCCAGGUGAAGUUCAUACAUCCUGUAGGAGCAGGGCACUUGCUCAGGGAGUGGGGUCUUUGAGGACAUUUCAUCUGUCGUUCAGUCUGCUUUCCCCACACUGUUCUUUUUCAUUCCUUGUGGCCUUGCUGCUGAGGGAGGCCCCAUUUAAUACCAUUUGUAACUAGACCACACUACUAGAAUUGGUAGAAAACAAGCGAGGUGGGAGACAUUUAAACAAGUCUGUGAAGUAUUCUUGAGGAAAUACCGCACUUUGUCUUAAGGAAAGAAAGGAAAGGCUGGGCUUAGUGGUGCGAACUUUCAACCCCAGCACUGAGGAGGAGGCUGAGGUAAGGAUCACCAUGAGUUUCAAGCCAUACUGGAGCUACAGAGUGAGUUCCAGGUCAGUCUAGGCUAAAAUGAGACCCUGCCUUGGGGGGAGGAUUAAAGGUUUGUUUUUGUAUUUUUUUUUUUUUUUUUAAGAAAGCCCACAGUAUACCUUUCCCAGCCACCAGAGCUCACCUGAUCUCCCAGUAACUCAACCCUUGGGAGCUCUUCCCAAUUUGGAAGCACUGCACCAGCCCAUCCUCAUGGCUAAUGGGAUCACUGGCUGGGGCUUAGAGCAGCAGAACUCCGUGCUGUUUGCUUUGAUAAUCGUUAAGCCAUAUCAUCUAAGGUUUCCGGCUUGAGAUGUGAAUUUGUUUUAUAAACUAUAAAUAUACAGUGUAUGUAUAAAGCAGAAUGCCCGUCCUUCUGAUUAUUUUUUGUAUCAUAUGUAAAUUAUAUUAUUUAUUCUUUACCAAUUUUGGGAAUAAAAGGUGUUUUGGUUAUUUAAUAAACAAAAGCUGUUAAACUUC
Molecule: messenger RNA, 7279 nt
Organism: Jaculus jaculus (lesser Egyptian jerboa)
Lineage: Eukaryota; Metazoa; Chordata; Mammalia; Rodentia; Dipodidae
Gene: Cramp1
Product: cramped chromatin regulator homolog 1
Exons: 21
Coding region: 124-4011 (1295 amino acids)
Biological process (GO): pattern specification process
Cellular component (GO): nucleus
Molecular function (GO): chromatin binding
Source: RefSeq, a predicted model, not a curated record